AUCGACAUACGUUUGCAGCAAAGCUUGCGGUGGUGGCGGCGGCAACAACGAUUGCGAUGAAGUUCUCUUCACUUCUCUUCACCUUAUUCGGUUCAGUUGAGUUCAGUCUACGCACCUUAACUCGUCGUCUCACCUCCGCUGACGUAUUUCGUUCUAUUCGAAUUUUUUCUUCCUUGUUUUUAGCUUGCUACCAAAGUUCUUCCCCUCCAUAUCAAGUUAAUUCAAAAGUUAUUCUUCAAUGGCGUCCCAUUAAGAAAAAAUAUUAAAAAAAACAGUGUAUGCAUAUUCUUUCAAAUAAAAAUUUGUAAUUUUUUUCUAAAUAUGCAUAACAUUAAUAUUCAUAAAAUAUUUGGUGUAAAAAAAGAAUAGAAGAAAAAUAUGUUUGCUAAAACUAAUGCAUGUACAUAUGUAUAUUGUGUAAAGUGCAAAAUUUGGGUACGAGAAAAGGAAUUUUGAAAAUCAAGUGACUCGUAAUCAACACGGAAUGAGUGAUUGUCAUAGUUCUUGUAAAGUGAAGCGAACAAAUAAUCAAAAAUAAUAUAUGUAUAGAAAUGGAAGAGACGAAAAAUUAAAAUGUACUGAAAAGACGACUUAUUAACGUCAUCGUGUCAUUCUGGUAAUUGUAAAUAUGUAUCAGUUGUCAUCCGAUUGGAAAUUUUACGGAUUCAGCUUUUUGAGCGUGCUAGAGUCCAAGUGGAAUUGCACCAAUACAGAAUUAGAAACUUGCAACCUAUAAAUAUAUACAUAUACAUAUGUGCAUAGAUUUUACAAUACGUGUUAAUUGCAAGAUAAAAAAAUAUUAAUAUUUGAAAUCAAUGAAAGUGCUGUACACUUGAAAUACCUAUGAAGAUGUUCGCCAUGCAGAAUUGGAUUGUGUGGUGUUUGGAAAAUGAAUAGUGAACAUGCAACAGCAAAAGCAAAUGCUGGUGAGUCAGCGAAAGCCACAAUUACUGUAGCAACUGCGAAUGAAUUGAAUCGGCAAUAUCAACAACAUCAGCAACAACAACAACAACAGCAGCAGCAACAACAUCAGCAGCAUCAGCGGCAUUCACCACAGCAACAUAACGAUUCACAACAUUUGCAGCAACUGCAAUUACAACAACAACAACCUCAGAAUCAUCUGAACGAGCCACAGCCACAACUGGUACCAAGGCAACAAGCAGCAGCACAACAACAUUUACAUCAGCAACAGCAGAGAGAUUCAAUGGCGUUGAACGGAGGUGGUGGUGGUGGUGGAAGCGGCGGUGGCGGCUCCGGCAAUGUCACAGGCACAACUCCCCCUACCGUAGCUGGUGGUGGCACCGUCGCUGGUGGAGGUGGUGUCGUUGGCGUUGCAGGCAAUACUUUAAUACCGCUUGCAGUUCCUGCGCAGCAUCAGCCGGUGUCAAUUGCAACUGUGACAGCAGCCGCCAUUGCCGCUGCAGCAGCAGGGGUAGGAAUGACUUCCACUAUGGCCACAACGACUCCUGUGACUGUAGGUGGGCUAAGCGUGAGUGUUACGAAUCCUGCUGCGGGCGCUACGGGUAACGUUACUGACUCAAAAUUAGCGCAGUCGUCAUUGCAACAGCAGCAGCAGCAACACCAACAACAGCAGCAACAGACACUAAGCUUAACUGGUGGCACAACAGUCACAGCAGCCUCCACAACAACUGCACUAAUACCAAAUGCACCAAACUUGAGCAAGUAUUGGGUGGUUUCGAAUGGCCAAGCGCUUCCUUAUAACAUUUUACCUAAUGGUACAAUAAUCACACCGCAUCAGCGACAGCCAACAGCAACUGAGCAACAUACGCAUCCUCAACAACAGGUUCAGCAGCAGCAACAGCAACAACAACCACAGCAACAAACAAAUGCGUUGCAAAUACAUGCUGCAUUAAACCAAAAUGAUGACAAUCGACAACAACAGCAGCAUGUUUCACAGCAGCAACAUGUAGCCGCCGCAGUGCAGCAGGCCCAGCAACCUCAACAGCAGCAGCAGCAGCAACAACAACAACAGCAACAACAAUUAUUACAACGAGAAAAUAUUAAAGAGGAGAAACCAUUUUCAGACAACGGAAAGUUAAAUCAAUCAAUUGUUAUGCAACACGUAAGCGCAGCGGCGUCGUCCGCACCGACGACGUCUGGCGCCACCACUAUUACUUUGGGUGCACCGAAAACCGAAAUAAAAGAGGAUGUUGGAAUGGGCAAACCGCCCCCUGGCAUUGAAAUGUAUAAAGUUAACAUUGAGGACAUCUCACAGCUUUUCACCUAUCACGAAGUUUUUGGCAAAAUUCAUGGCGAUGUCAUGAAUCAGCAAUUGGCCGCACAUGCAGUGCCCAAUGCUGCGCCGCCACCAACACAUGGUAAUGCGAGCAACAAUGCUGCAGUUGCGGCCGUAGUUGCUAGCGCUAAUGCUGCUGCCGCUGCAGCAGCUGCGGCUGCGGCGGCCGCAAAUACAACAAGUGGUGGUGUGGUGGCGCCCACAACAACGACCAAUCUAACGACGGCAAUCAGUACCAGUGGCACAACAACUGCGCCAGCCACCGCUGUAACAGCAACUCCCACAGUGACCGGCGAAUUGUUGAUGCCAAAAAUGGAGGGUGGCCUGCCGGUUGUGGAUCAAACGACAACAAUCACCCUCGCCCCCGAUGGCACGCCAAUCGCUACCGGCACACAUGUCUGCGACAUUUGUGGCAAAAUAUUCCAAUUUCGCUACCAAUUGAUCGUGCAUCGACGAUAUCAUAGCGAACGUAAACCAUUCAAUUGUCAGGUGUGUGGUCAGGGUUUCACCACCUCGCAGGAUUUGACGCGGCACGGCAAGAUACACAUCGGUGGACCGAUGUUUACGUGCAUCGUUUGUUUCAAUGUAUUCGCCAACAAUGCCAGUCUCGAACGUCAUAUGAAACGACAUUCAACCGAUAAGCCAUUCGCAUGCACGAUCUGUCAGAAGACUUUUGCACGCAAAGAACAUUUGGAUAAUCAUUUUCGUUCGCAUACGGGCGAGACGCCGUUCCGGUGCCAGUAUUGUGCUAAGACUUUCACACGCAAGGAACACAUGGUGAAUCAUGUGCGUAAACACACGGGUGAGACGCCACAUCGUUGCGAUAUUUGCAAGAAGUCCUUUACGCGCAAGGAACACUAUGUCAACCACUACAUGUGGCACACUGGUCAAACACCACAUCAGUGUGAUGUAUGUGGCAAGAAAUAUACGCGCAAAGAGCACCUAGCCAAUCAUAUGCGUUCGCACACUAAUGACACACCAUUCAGAUGUGAGAUUUGCGGCAAGAGUUUCAGUCGCAAGGAGCACUUCACCAAUCACAUUCUCUGGCAUACAGGCGAAACUCCCCAUCGGUGCGAUUUUUGUUCGAAAACGUUUACACGCAAGGAGCAUUUGUUGAAUCAUGUACGCCAACAUACCGGCGAAUCGCCUCAUCGUUGCACCUAUUGUUUGAAAACGUUCACACGUAAGGAACACCUAGUGAACCACAUACGUCAGCACACCGGUGAAACGCCGUUUAAAUGCACCUACUGCACGAAGGCAUUUACGCGUAAAGAUCACAUGGUGAAUCAUAUAAGGCAACAUACCGGCGAAUCCCCGCACAAGUGCACAUAUUGCACAAAAACAUUCACACGUAAAGAGCAUCUCGUGAAUCAUGUACGCCAACAUACUGGCGAAUCACCACAUCGCUGCAGCUACUGUAAGAAGACAUUUACCCGGAAGGAACAUUUGACGAAUCAUGUGCGAUUGCAUACGGGCGAUUCGCCGCACAAAUGUGAAUAUUGUCAGAAGACAUUCACGCGUAAGGAGCAUCUAAACAAUCAUAUGCGUCAGCACUCCAGCGACAAUCCGCAUUGUUGCAAUGUUUGCAAUAAGCCAUUCACACGCAAGGAGCAUCUGAUUAAUCACAUGUCACGUUGCCACACUGGCGAUCGUCCCUUCGCUUGCGAAACUUGCGGCAAAUCGUUUCCGCUCAAAGGAAAUCUGCUGUUUCAUCAACGCAGUCACACCAAGGGCCAAGAAUGCGAACGUCCGUUUUCAUGCGAGAAAUGUCCCAAAAACUUUAUAUGCAAGGGUCAUCUUGUCUCGCACAUGCGUUCGCACUCGGGUGAAAAACCGCACGCCUGCACUCUGUGCAGCAAAGCUUUUGUGGAGCGUGGCAAUUUGAAGCGUCACAUGAAGAUGAACCAUCCUGAUGCGGUAAUGCCACCACCGCCACAGCCGCAUCCACAAAUCCCAGCCGGUAUAUUGACGUCGGUCAAAGAGGAAAUCAAACCAAUAUUUCUUCCUCAUCAAACACCAACAAUGCACACCAUCCAACAGAUUACAUCGGGCGCUGCAGCCGCAAAUGCCGUACAGUUGGCGCCCAGUCUUGUGCCGUUGGUUACCUCAACGAUUACAUCGCACAACAGCCAGAAACCACAGCAACAGCAGCAGCAGCAGCAACAACAACAACAACAGCAGCAGCAGCAGCAACAGGCACAUCAACAACACCAACAGCAAGUGCAACAACAACAGCAGCAGCAAGUGCAACAACAGCAACAGCAGCAUCAACAACAAUUACAACAACAGCAACUGCUGCAAUUAUCGAUACAACAUCAACAACAGGAACAACAUCGCCAACAUCAGCAACAGCAACAGCAGCAAGCACAUCACCAACAAACACAAGCGCAGGCGCAACAGCAAACGCAUGCGCCACAACCACAAGCGCAGCCACAGCCGCAGCAGCCACCAUCGGUGCCUAUCGCACUAAUACAAACCGAUCCGAGCGUUUUGGCGCGCGCAGCCAUGCAAUUGCAGCAUCUGCCAGCUAAUGUUGAGCAGCAUCCGGUGGUUUACUAACAGCAGCAUAAUUUCGCACAUUGGUGAGGCGCGUUAACGGCAGCGUUCAAUAAUAAUAACAACAACAACAACAGCGUUGAUGAAAUUGGUGAUUGCGAUAGAACGGUGCUGAGAUAAAUGCGCGCAAGGCUACAGCUGGUUAAUGCAAUUUCGACUGGUGCUUGGGUAAUGCAGCUGGGUAAUACAACUCGUGGUUAUCGCAAAUGCAGGAGAAGAAAAGCUAUAAAUUAAGAAUGAAAGUUGUAGCAAGUUUAAAGGCAAACAGAAGAAAGAAAUAGAGCAAAAAGAAGUAUAAUUUUCUGCACGUAUUUCUAAGUUAAUAGUUUUAGUCGUUUAUUUUACUAUUAACAGUAAGUGCUACAUUAUUGCACGUACAAAAUUAGUAUGCUGCAACUUGUAACUAACAUAUUGACUACAAGAAACGUAGAGUAUGCAAUUAUAAAUACCGUAAUAAUUUUUAAAAAUUAGGCAAACUUGCAUAAAAUAAUUAACACUUUAAUUAAAUUCGAUACGCUGUUUGCUGCUUGGAUUAAGCCUGGCUUAGUGAGUUACUUCUUCCUGCAUUUGUCCUCUUCAUGCUAACAGAGUGCAAUCUUCUGUGAAACUUUUUUUUACCAAGCUUUACAUUUUCAAUUUUACUCUUUCGUGCGGUUACUUUGCAUUCAAAGUAUCUCGAAUAGUAGUUUUGUGCAAUAUUGAAAAGAAUUUUCUAUAAACCGCUACUUAUAAAAUAGCGACAUUUAAUUUAACAUAACCAGUGUAUUUCAAUGCUCACUAACGCAUACUUAUGCUAAGCGGCGCAACAGCGUGUUUGGGUAAAAGCGAUUGUAUGGGGUAGGUAACAAAAGUAGAAAAUCUGCACUGAAAUUGCAGCGUUCAAAAACAAAGAAAAUUUAAAAGCAACAAAAGCAAAUUCAAAAUUUUGUAAAUUGUAAAUAAAUUUUAUUUUUUUUUUAUUGUAAAAUUAGACUUUCCACAGAUUUUUUGUUAUUUUUCAAUUACUUUAAAAGUAUUGUAAAUGGAGUUAUAAACUACAAUAUUAAAGGUGUUACACCUUACCUAUAUUCUGAACUAAACAUAUAGAGAAAAUUGGACAUACCUAAAUAUUUUUAAAGCUUCGCAGUUAUUGUAACAAUCACAAUUACUGUUAAGAUUGGCGUGAUGUGAACAUAUUUAUUUUUGAAAUUUGUUAUCCUGUUUUUUUUUUUUUUUUUUUUUUUUUUUUUUUUUUUUUUAAAUUAAUUUAAUUUUUUUUUAGUUGCAUAAACAGUUACUAUACAUAUUUAAGAAAUGCCGCUGGAGUGUGACAGUGUUUGGCCGAAUAUAAAUCAGAGUUAUUACGGUAUCAUAGACCCGGUGUAAUUUGUAAAUUUUUAGUGAAUACUGCUGGAGUGACAGUCCCUGGUCGGAUAUAUCGUCGAGUCGACCUAAUUCUUGUUUUUGUUACAACAGCAGGAAACAUUUCUCAUAAGGUUUUAGUGAAUACUGCUGGAGUGACAGUCCCUGGCCGGAUAUUAUUAAUGCGGGCUGUCCCGGUGGCGUAGAAUAGGCUGUCGUGGGAACGUAGAACCAAUUAUUGUCAGCAGAAAACAUUCGCUAUAUAUUUUCGGUGAAUACUGCUGAAGUGACAGGCCUUGGCCGUAUAUAAUUACGGAUCGUUCUGGUAACGUGGAAUAGACUGUCAUGGUUUAGCUCCGUACGCCCAGCAGUUUCGUACCCAAUUGUGUUUAGAAGCUCCGAAUACAAUUCGUGCCAUCUAAUUUGUAUAUACAAUUUGUAGGUACAUACAUACAUGAACAUAUAUUCGCGGUAACGCUGAUAGUUACAUAUAUGAAUCAAAAGUAUUUAGAAAAUACUUUAAAAUCUCGACUACCACCUACAUACAUAUAUCAAAUGUAUUUGAAAAAUACUUUAAACUCUUUCUACUAUCACCCAUAUCGAAUUGUCGGCUUUGCGUUCCUUUUGAGUCCAAUCGCUUUUACCCUUAAGCUAUUAUUUAUUUUCCCCCAAUUCUUAGUUUUUACUGACUUUCUGCAGCUAAAGUGGUUCGAAUUACUCUGUGACAACCAUUUUAUAAACAAUCUAUGAUAUAUAUUAAAGAUUUAAAAAAUAGUUAACCUGUAAGAGGUACGCUGUAUUAUUCGCAUUUUAGAAGUAAAUAAAAUUAAGUGACUGAAGAGACAUUAAUAGAAAUGGAAUAAAUCUAUUAAGGUUUUACUUCAUUUUAAUUUAUAUUUUAUUUGGAUAGCGAAGAAAGAAAAACAUAAAGAAAUAAUUUUAUGUGUAGUAGAGAGUGGCUUUAUGCGUAGAAUAUGCAACAAUGUGUAAACUAAAAUUAAGCGAUUCAAAAAAUUCGGUAUUAUUAUUGAUGAUGAGGGAAAAGGCAAAUCACAAAAAAUAAAACAAAACAAACAAACAAAAAAAAAAAAGCAGUAAAUGCUAAUUAUGGUAAGCAAAUAGAGAAGCGCAAUCAAGAACCAACAUAGUAAUGUGUAAAAUUCCAAAUUUAACCACUAACACCACACAUAUUUUUAGUAACUAAGUCAGCAGCAAUAAUAAGCAAAUAUUCAAAGAAAAGUCUAAAAAGCAAAAGCCUAUGCAACAGUUUUAAAGCGACAACUUAGUGAACGUGAGAAAACAGAAAAUCACUAAAUUAGUUUAUACAUGCAUAUAUACAUACAUAAUAUAUAUAUAUAUACAUAUAUAUUAUAGGCGACGUUACUAAUAAAGUGAAUGCACCAAGGCAUAAGCAAACAUUCAAUUCAUACACCGUAUACAGCAACACAUAACAACAUAUAUAUACAUACAUACAUGCAAUAAAUUGGAGCCAGUUGUGACAGUGACUUUAGCAUGGAGAUGGGUCUGCAAAAAUGUUUGCAUCAAAAAUUGAAAUAGUAUUUUUUUAUUCCAUCUUUUCUCGAUUUCAAAUGUUCCAGUCUUUACGGUAAGAGUUUCUGCCGUGGAAGAUUGCGAUUUCUUUUUAAACUUGCACCCCAAGAAAGUUUACGCCUUAUACUACUAUUUACAAUGGCAGACAUUUUAGCUGGGACACAACACAUUUGUGUACUAACAAAAAAAUUUAAUGCACAUCGACACACCGACACAGCGUUUACAUACCAUACCAACUACAUGCAAACAUAUUUAUCAACUACAUAUACACGAAGUAUGAAAUAUAUAUAAUCGAACUAAAAAUUAAACUAUACUAAGUAUACACCCAACAAGAGAAAAAAUAUAUAACACUAAAUAUUAAUAUUAACUGUUUACGCUUUAAUUUACAAUUUAACAAUACGCAAACAUGAAAAGAGUUGGUUAGCAAAUAAGGAACUAUGCAAGGGUGGGGGUGGUUACAGUUGAUGAUGAGCGAGAGAGAGGAUAGAAGAAGAAGAAGCGUUGCAAACUAAAACACCAGCAAAAUUUUUGUUUUGUGUGGAACUGCAAGCAAACUCUUGCAUAUGCAUUCAUGCGAAUAAAUGAGAGUAACAUAUAUUAAUUGCAAAAAACGUAGUUCUAGUUGAUAAUAAAAUAUGAUAUAUACAUACAUACAUACAUAUACCUAGGCUCAUUUACUAUGCUAACAAGAAGACCACUAAUUGCUAUUAUUAAAGAUAAAAACAUAAAAACAACAUUUAUGCAAGCAUGAACAUACAAUUAUAAGAAAUAUAUACUAAUGUUUAUUAAUUGCAAACAACAAGGAAAAAGAAAACUAGAACUAUAAAGAGAAAUACAUAUAUAAAUAUGCGCGCUGAGCGUUUAAUAGGCAUUAACAUAAAAAUAAUAAUAAUGAAAAUAUAACUAAGCGAGCGGCAGUGUGGCAAAGCAUUAAUUAUAUACAUAUAUGAAAUGUCUAGAAGCGCUGGAAAAUCCUUAAAUGAUUAUUUAUAAAGCAAUGCAUACAUAUUUACAUAUAUUUGCGUGUGCCUAUAAGUGGAUGGGUGCGGAAGUAAUUGGACAGUAUUGACAAGUUGACAAGCUACCAAGUUGAACUAUAGGUGUGCUGUGGUGGGCGCAAAUAAAAUGAGUACUUUUUAAAGUGGUGUAUGGGAGUGCACGUUAGUGUAGGACAAAAAACAAAAAGAAAGAAAGAAAUAAAAGAAGCAACUACAUACAUUCAAAAAUAAAUAUUUAGCAGACAAGCGCUGAUGGGUGUUAAACUAUGUGUUUUGUUCGCUAGCUGAACAACACUACGUGUGACUGACUGACAAGCAUUGAUACGCAAUAAUGCUGCAAAUGAUGAGCGCCAGAGUUAAGCCUUUUGGAGGCCACAGUGAACAAAUGUUUUAUUGUUUGUAUGUUAGAAGUUUAUGAAAUGGCAUUUUAACAUUUUAUUUUGCUUUGUAAAAAAUGCGCCGCAACCCUUUCCAGCUGCUUCCAAGUGUGUACAGAGCUACGAGUAUUUGUGAGAAAAUGACACAACUAUGUAAAGUAAUGCCAAUAAAUUAGAGCAGUCGAGCAUAAGCUAGAAGUUAUGUUUAUGAUUACUGAGACAAUUAAAAAAUGUAUUAUUAAUUAGAGAAGAAAAGUAUUUUCGCAAAAACUUGAUUUGAGGUAAGCAAAAAAAAAAAAUAUAUAUAUAUAUAAACAAAAAAUAAAACAUGAAAAUGAAAGAAGUAACAAUAUCCAUAUUGAACAUAUUUGCAAGUAUGUUGGUAAUUUAUACUUUAAAAAAGUUGAAUAGCAACCAAUUAAAAAAAAAACGAUAUACAUAUAUAUAAAAGAAAACACGUCAUAAAUUAAUAUGUACUAAUCAUAGAAUGAAAGGCAAAGUAAACAAGUUACACAGUUAAAAACAAAAAAA
Messenger RNA from Anastrepha obliqua, 9611 nucleotides. Its product is annotated as zinc finger protein 628. The record is from RefSeq and is a predicted model, not a curated record. The coding region runs from base 890 to 4816 and encodes 1308 amino acids. Lineage: Eukaryota; Metazoa; Arthropoda; Insecta; Diptera; Tephritidae. The transcript has 9 exons.